Photinus pyralis (common eastern firefly) is the source of this 927-nucleotide messenger RNA. Its product is annotated as myb/SANT-like DNA-binding domain-containing protein 3. The transcript is spliced from 5 exons. The record is from RefSeq and is a predicted model, not a curated record. The coding region runs from base 209 to 853 and encodes 214 amino acids. NCBI's taxonomy places the organism in Eukaryota, Metazoa, Arthropoda, Insecta, Coleoptera, Lampyridae.
UUGGUCAUAGUGCAGGUUGGAAUUCAACCAAUCACGUAAGAGAUGUGUUUGACAGGUAUAAAUAUAAACAGCUGAUUUAAAUUGUGGAUUUCUAACCAAAAAGUACACUUGUGAAUUGCGAUUUUUUUAUCAGUUUGUCUUAUUGUUGUUCAUAUAAUAUAAAUUUUGUUGACUCGAGAUUGGUGUUGAAGUUACCCUUUGUUACAAGAUGAGUGUACCACGUGCAAAGCGUGUUAUCUUUAGUGAUAAUGACAUGAAUAUGUUAGUGGACUUGGUGUAUAAGUAUAAACAUAUAAUUGAAUGUAAGAAAACAGAUGCACUGACAUGGAAAGACAAGGAUGCAACAUGGAUAAAAAUAUCAGAUGCUUUUAAUGCAAGCGUCAUGGAGAAGAAGACACCUGAGCAACUACGUACCAAGUACGACAAUUUGAAAAAGGAUGCAAGGCGAUACUUUGCAAAGCAGAGGCAAGAUAUUUAUAGAACAGGUGGGGGUGUUAUUGAAAAUGUCAUCAGGGAUAUUUUAAAACAUAUUUUUGAAAAAAUACGGGUUAUUACAACCCUUUCUAUGGAAGGCAUUGAACCACCUGUUGGUGAUAGCGAUUUUUGUAGUUUAAGUACUUCUGAAACAAGCAACUUUGAAGAGACAUCUAAGUCUGUGGCAGAGGCAGGUGAUGACGACCAACAUUUCACACAACCUCUUAAUGAUAAAAUGCAAGAUGUUGAAGGCAUAGAGGUGGUAUAUGUAGAACCUUGUGUAGAAGAAAGUGUGGCAAGUACACCAGCAAACGAUUGGAGUACCUACACACCAACUAUGUUGCGGACAAAAAAACAAAGAGAUUUUAGACACUCAUAAAUUAAAAAAGGAAAAUUUAAGAUUAAAAUGAGUUGCUAUCCUUACAAAUUAAAAAGCUAAAAGAAACAAAUAGC